CUGAAGCAGGGGUGUGAAUCUGUGCAGGUGGACUUUGGCACUGUGAUCACGGAGAAGAGGAAGAGUGCAGAUAAUAAAAUAAUCAGAAUCUAACACAUGCUCUUCUGAGUUUCAGUAUUUGUUUUAUAUGGAGGUUAAUCACUAACUCUGGGUUUACUCUCAGUCACACUGCCUUUCAGAUCUGCUGACGGACCAGAGGGAAAGACUUCACUUGACUUGAUUUAUUUUCAGUUAAAGGGUUUAAUGUUUAAAUGUUUAAUGUGUAAAUGAGAUUUAGAGUUUAGAUUUGUAAAGUUUUUGAAAUCUUUUGAUCAGAAAGGCAGGAGGUGCGACGACGCUGAAGGUGAUGGAAAAGCCAGGAGGAUCACACCUUCAUGAUGGUCCCAUACACCUGGUCCUGAUUGGUGAGAGAGAAGCCGGGAAGAGUGCAGCUGGAAAUGCCAUCCUGGGCACCAUGGCCUUCGACCAGGUUGGAGUGAGGACCAGGACAAGCGUGCGUGGAGAAGGUGUGGUGAGGGGAAGGCAUGUAGUGGUGGUAGAUACACCAGGCUGGGAUUGGUUUAACCUGAGCGGUGCCUCAGCAUCUCCUGCCACUAUUAGGAAGGAGAUGAUCUCAGGGAUGACCCUGUGCCACCCAGGUGCCCACGCGCUGCUGCUGGUGGUUCCUCUGUCGUUCUCCUUCUCUGCAAGGGAGCGCCAUGUUUUGGAAGAACAUGUAGAUCUGUUUGGACCAAAAGCCUGGAGAUACACCAUGGUCCUGUUCACUGUGAUCGACACCAAGCGUCUCCGUGACUCCACCCUGAAGGACGAAGUGGAGAUGAACAGUGAGCUGUAUAAGCUGGUAGAGAAGUGUGGUGGGUGGUACCAUGCGCUCCAUGGUAGACCCAAGAGAGGAGAGGACCAGGUAGCAGAACUGUUGUCCAAGAUCCAGAAGAUGGCGUUAACUGAUGGAGAAACCAUGCUCCUCAGUGACCAAGUGCUCGAGUGGUACAGGGAGACAGAGGAGCAGCAGGAAAUGAGAGAAGAACAAGAGAGGAGGCAAAGGGUCCAAAACCUCAGGAGAUGUCAGUGACUGGGCGAGACAGAACGUGGUUGACUCGGGUCUGAAAGGCUCAGUAGAAGAAACAGGAGAAGACGGAGAUGUGCAACCACAGAGACUCAUGUACUCCUUCACAUGCACUUCACAAACACACACACACACACACGUGAAUGAAGAUUCUUUAUUACAGUGACAGAACUUUAGAGUUAUGAAAUGAUCAAGUUUCAGUUGUUCACUGGAGAAAACCACAACACACCAGUUUCCUGUGUGAUUAUUUCCCUGGUCUGUAGAAGCUGAUACGCACCACAACGCUCAGAAAUAAACACACAAUCAGCAUCGAAACAGAAGAAAUAUAAAAAAAAGCAGUAUUGAUUUUAUAAAUGAUGUUAAAUGUUAAUCAGCACGCCGUGACUCAUCAUAAAAAUCUCAAUGAAAUCAUUCAUGAUUAGAUAUUUACAUCUUUUUCCUGUUAAACAACAUGAAGAUUGAAUCUGAUCAAACAGUGGAAAUAAACUAUUAUCUGAGAUGAUCCAAAGCUUUAG
Messenger RNA from Silurus meridionalis, 1581 nucleotides. Its product is annotated as GTPase IMAP family member 8. The record is from RefSeq and is a predicted model, not a curated record. The transcript is spliced from 3 exons. The coding region runs from base 347 to 1072 and encodes 241 amino acids. NCBI's taxonomy places the organism in Eukaryota, Metazoa, Chordata, Actinopteri, Siluriformes, Siluridae. Gene Ontology annotation, molecular function: GTP binding.